AACUUUUGCGUUUCAUGGCAUAACAAUCAAUUAUAGUAUAGCUACUAUCCUUGUACAAAUCUACUGAACAACUUAUUCUGUUUUAUGUUGCCAGCAGUGUUAAAAAAUUGACAAGCUAGAUUUUUUGCUAGGUUAUAUUAGAGCAUUAAACCCCUGGCAGCUCAAUCAUAUGAUACAUUCGAUCGUCCAUAGCGCCAAGUGCCGAAAUCAUGGAUAUGCUUGGAGCUGCUGUACGCUUGGCAUUUGCUGGUUUUGAAAACUUAGAUGAAUCCCAUCAUCCAAUAGUAUGUCAAAAAGAAGUAUCUCAAGACUGCACUUUUCUUACGAGAUGGCUGGAAUCGAAUAACGAUCAGCUAGUAGAAUUUGUGGGUCUGACUCAUUAUUCGUCUCGCUACGCUCCAUGUUCAACUGCUCCAUACCAAGGCAGUCGAAACAAUUUCGAGCUUAGGGCAGCCUCAAGCAAAACUGAUGACAACAUCUGAAUC
Messenger RNA from Plasmopara halstedii, 485 nucleotides. RefSeq lists its product as uncharacterized. The coding region runs from base 210 to 482 and encodes 90 amino acids. The transcript has a single exon. NCBI's taxonomy places the organism in Eukaryota, Oomycota, Peronosporomycetes, Peronosporales, Peronosporaceae. The record is from RefSeq and is a predicted model, not a curated record.